This is a messenger RNA of Schistosoma intercalatum, 1912 nucleotides long. The record is from the annotation of a GenBank genome assembly. NCBI's taxonomy places the organism in Eukaryota, Metazoa, Platyhelminthes, Trematoda, Strigeidida, Schistosomatidae.
AUGCAUACAUACAUUUAUAUUUACAUAUUAGUUCCACUUAUGGUUACUUCUAUAUCUGCGGAAGAAUUUCAACGUUUUCAAUCUCAAUUACUUGAUUUACGUGAAGCACAAAUUACAGCAAAUGAUGCAAAACUACGUGCAGAGAAACGUAUUAAACAAUUAGAAGAAGAAUUAAUUUAUACACAAUCAGCAUUAACUAAUGCUCAAACUACAUUUUCUGAUCAUAAUUCAUUAUUAGAAGAAUUAAAACAAGAGAAUAAAUUAUUACGUGAUAAAUUAUUUAAUACUGAAUCAUCAUUUCAAUUACAAUCAUCUACAUUACGAGCUGAAUGUUAUCGGUUAACUAAUGAAUUAGAUAAAUUAUCACAACAAUUAUCAUCCAAUCAUACAGAUACUACUAAUACUACUACUACUACUACUAAUAAUAAUAAUAGUAGUAGUCGACAAGAUGAUUUUUGUCAAACAAUGAUCAUUAACUUACAACAUCAAUCAAUUCAAACGAAUAAUGAUCCAAAUUGUGAAUUGAAUCAAAUUCCCGCAUUUUUAAUGAAUGACAUAGAAAAUCUCACAAAUUCAUUAAAACAAGCUAAUUACACUCAUGAUCAAUUAAAACAAACCAUUGAACAAUUGAAUAAUAAAGUUGAUACCAUUGAAAAUCAAAUAUCAUUUGAUAUAUUCAAUGCUCAACAAACCAUUAGAAAAUUAACUCAAGAAAAUAAAUCCCUUUUAAUAGAAUUAAAUAAAUCUCAAGAGAAAUGUCAUGAAUUGAAUAUUAUUGAAAGUGAAUUACGUAAUCAAAUAGAUGUGAUAAAACGUCGUAGUGAAAAAUUAAAUCAUGAAUUAAGACGUCAAUUAAGUCGAUUUAUACGUAAUCAACAUAAUGGUGAUAUUGAUACAUCUAUACAACAAUUAAGAAAGAAUUCAUUACAUUCAUCAUCAUCUUCAUUAACUAGUAGUAAUAUAAUCUUAGGAACUUCAACAUCUAAUGGAAUAUCUAAUGAAAUGAUGAAUGAUUCAAUGAUGAUGAAUAAUAAAUUAUCAAAUGUAUCUAUGCCAAAAAAUACUAGUUUUCAUGAAAUGCCUCCAGGAUUUUUUUCAACAGCUGACUUUAAAGCUAUAAUCGAUCGAAUGUCAGAAGUUCAAGAAGAAAAUUGUACUCUUCGAAGAUGUAAAAAACGUUUGGAAGCAGAUUUAAUGGCUAAAAGCAAAGUUAUACAAAAGAGAUUAGAUGAUUAUCUUCAAUCUCCAUUAAUUUAUCAUGGUAACAAUGACACUGUCACUGCUACUACUACUACUACUACUUCAAUACCAACUUCAGCAGUAUCCUCAAGUCAGUAUCGAUCAGUUCCGUCAAGUAUUUCACCGUACACAUCUGCAACUACUCCAUCGUCUUCGUCAUCAUCAUCAAAUUUCCCUAAUUCAACGACAUGGUUUCCAUUUUUGAGAAAUCUCACUUUAACAUCGGACUCAUCAACACUGACAUCAGCGUCAACAUCAUUAUCCAGUGUGAAUUUACAAACAGUUAAUCGAUUGAAAUUCAUGUGUGAACAAUUAAUGACAGAGAAUAUUGAAUUAAAAGAGAAAUUACAAAGUAUACCAUAAUCAAUUUUGUCCUGAUCCCGACAGAUAAAUAAGAUUGUGUAUGUGUGAGUGUUUGUAUGUAUAGAUAUGCGUUCUUUUUUCAACAUACUAUUUGUAUCAUUUUUAUUGAAGAAACUUUUAUUCCAUUCCAGUGUUGUUGUGUGUAUGUGUUUAUUUACUUUUCGGUGCUGUUCGAUUUUUAGAGUUUGUUUCUUUUCUCUCCAUUACUUUCUUGUUGCUCAGAUCUCAUCAUUUGUUUAUUGUUUCUAUAAUGAAAAACACAGAUUAUUUACUUACUUAUUAUUUACUUACCUGUGUAGUUUGAUUUCCC